CGCCUUGUCAUUUUCAUUGGUUGGUCAUAGAUUAAAAUUAUAAUAAUCUACCAAUAAUCGGGCCAUCGCUCAAGUCUCGUUCUGUGAUAAGUCUUCUUUAAAGGUGGUAGUGGACUGUCUGAUGUGCAUUUAAAGUGUUAUAAAAUAAAUAUACAACAUGAUUAUCAAGGAAUACCGUGUGACACUCCCCUUAACAGUCGAGGAGUAUCAAGUGGGCCAGUUAUACUGCGUCGCAGAAGUCUCCAAAAACGAAACUGGCGGCGGUGAAGGAAUUGAAGUUAUUAAGAAUGAGCCCUUCAAAGAUUAUCCUCUACUCGGUGGCAAAUUCUCGUCGGGCCAGUACACAUACAAGAUCUACCACUUGGCCUCGAAGGUGCCCGCCUUCAUCAGAUUGUUGGCGCCCAAAGGCUCCUUGGAGGUGCACGAAGAAGCGUGGAACGCGUACCCGUACUGCCGGACUGUGCUCACGAAUCCCGGCUACAUGAAGGAGAACUUCGUCAUUUGCAUAGAGUCAUUGCAUUUACCAGACGCCGGCGAUCAGUACAAUGUACACGAGCUGUCGCCUGAGAAACUAAAGAACCGCGAGGUGGUCCACAUAGACAUCGCGAAUGACCCCCUGUCCUCUGCUGACUACAAACCAGAGACCGACCCCACCAAGUUUAAGUCCACCAAGACGGGCCGCGGACCCCUAGUGGGCCCCACAUGGAAGAACGAUGUCAAACCAGUCAUGACGUGCUACAAGCUCGUCACUGCUGAGUUCAAGUGGUUUGGACUCCAGAGUAAAGUAGAAAAUGUGAUCCAGAAGUCGGAGCGGCGGUUGUUCACCAUAUUCCAUAGACAAGUGUUCUGCUCAAUCGACGACUGGUUCGGCAUGACCAUGGCGGACAUCCGCGCCAUCGAGGACCGCACCAAGGAGGAGCUCGAGAAACUGCGUCGCCAGGGGGAGGUCCGCGGCAUGCGAGCUGACAACGAGUAGGGGACAACGCCCUCACACACAUAACUUGAAUUAUAAAUUCAUUUCGGUAUUAGACUUAUUAUCAAUGUUAGACGUUUGACUCAAGGGGUUAUUUCACGCGAAAACAAUAAUGUUUUGUCCAUUAUAGUAUAAUGUAGCUCAGUCGAGAAUGUAUUGAUUGCGUGGUCAUACCUGCAGAGAUCCCACUCUGCCCGAGCUCGAGAUUGCAUAGUGUUACCAUCAACAAAUACCACAGGACAUAGAGUAUGUAGCAUUUUUGAGAUUUUAUUGUUUUCUAUGGAGUAACAUAGUUUGCAUUUGUAUUUUUAUAUUUUGAAAUAUCAUAAGUUGAACGUGUUAGAGCACAGUACAUGUAACGAGUACAGACCCACUACCGCUUUGUUCAUGGUAACACUACCACAACUGCAGGCAGUUGUACCAAUGCGGCGAUGUUAUUGUAUGAUGACUCUCACUCUAUCUUAACGCUUAAUUAAAUAAAUCAAUGAAUUGUAUGACAGUAGAGAUUGCCCGCCACGCAUUGACCAGCGAUCUCAGGUGAAGCGAGGGCAUAGAUUACCAUUAGAAAAAUGAUAUAAUAUGGUAUAGAUAAUAUUUAAUAAGUCGAUGUAGUCAAUGGUUAACAGGUAGUGUUGUCGUUACCUAAUUAAAUAAUUAAUAAAAGAAAUAUAUAAAUAUUGUAAUUGAAUUCGUCAUCUAGAUUGCAACGAGACCGGUGUAACAGCUAGAGAUAUUUAUUGUUCUGUUACGCGCUCGUCGCUCGUCUGUUGUGUGUGGUCAGUCUGUGCUACACACCGCCAUAGUUCGCGAUAACACCGCAUUACUUCAGUAGUCCCGGCACAGCAGAAAUUGUUCAGUGCAAUAUGUUGUACACUAAAUAUAUAUAUGACAGGCCUCCGGUAGUGGUGAGAGAGGGUGUUGCAAGGUGAAUGUAAUCUAGGGUGCGGUAUGGGAUUAUUUUUUAUUAUGGUAACCUUGUUAACUUAUUUAUUGGGGUGGGUUCAGGUUGCAACAUCCUCGGCUAGUGAAUUUUCAUUAUAUUUUGUAUGAAUAAGUUUUUGUUGUUUAACAAAUCAGUAUUUUUAUGAAUUGUGUGACAUUCCAGUUUGUACCGACGGUGACGUUGCUAUCGUUUGCUACUUAAUCUUUGUUCGCUCUCUUGUGUUCACGCAAUGUGCGGCCAGUGCACGUGUUACUAUUGAAUCAGUACAAUUUGAAAUUAUUUCGUGGAUCUUGGAUGAUGUCUCUGAGCCAGCCAGCCCGUCGCCGGGAGCUGUGGACGAGGAGAUUUCUUUCUUACUGCACUUCUUUUUUUAAUUAAGUUUUUUACUUAUGUUGUAAUAAGUUUUACAUCAAAUACAGCGUGAUAAUAUAUUUGCGAGUAGUCGUUUUUAUUUGUAUCGAUAGUAAAUGGUUGGCCACCCGCUUGUCCCAGCGCUUGCAGCCCGAGUCCCGACCCGGCACUCGCCACCCUGUACUAUACUAGACGCUUCGCUUGGAUGUUGUUAAAGCUUAUUUGUUGCAGUUACCAAAUAAAGUUAAGUACACAAGUGAUUUUAUUUUAUUUCACUCGCCAGGUCCCGGUGCAUGUACUAUAUAAAUUGUUUAAGCUUGCCACUCGCUCGACACUAGUACUUUAUGGAAAUUUCAUCGAUGCAUAGUUAUCUAUAGUUCGCU
Messenger RNA from Spodoptera exigua (beet armyworm), 2650 nucleotides. The record is from the annotation of a GenBank genome assembly. NCBI's taxonomy places the organism in Eukaryota, Metazoa, Arthropoda, Insecta, Lepidoptera, Noctuidae.